Molecule: messenger RNA, 2840 nt
Organism: Linepithema humile (Argentine ant)
Lineage: Eukaryota; Metazoa; Arthropoda; Insecta; Hymenoptera; Formicidae
Gene: Mcm6
Product: minichromosome maintenance 6
Biological process (GO): mitotic DNA replication; DNA replication initiation; double-strand break repair via break-induced replication
Cellular component (GO): nucleus; MCM complex
Molecular function (GO): single-stranded 3'-5' DNA helicase activity; ATP binding; single-stranded DNA binding
Source: RefSeq, a predicted model, not a curated record
CCAGCGCUAAAAUCUAUAGUUGUAUAGUUCAUCUAUAGUUCACGUUACGUACACUGUAGUAUUUCGGUACUGGCAGUGAAUAUCAGAACGCAGCCAAAGAAUGGCAUCUUAGGUUCUUGAGAACGUGCCUUAAGUGUCACGUUUACCUUCCCGCCAAAUUUCCAUCUCAGCAUGGUUUAAUAUUGGAUACUUUAAUUUAUCCACGCAUCUUAUGUACAUUGUGUGUUUUUGUAAUUAAUUAAAGAAAUGGAAACUGGUCCUGCACUAGUCAAUCGAGCACAUGUGCGGGAUGAGGUGGGAAUUAAAUGUCAAAAACUGUUCCAAGAUUUUCUUGAGGAAUUCAAGGAAGAUGGAACUGUUAAAUACCUGGAACCUGCUAAAGAACUUGUCAGUCCAGAACGAUGUACAUUGGAAGUAUCUUUUGAAGAUGCAGAAUCAUAUAACCAAACUUUGGCUACAACCAUAAUAGAGGAAUACUAUAGGGUCUUUCCAUAUUUAUGUCAAGCAGUAUGUAACUAUGUGAAAGAUACAGGAGAUUUACAAAAAGAUAAGGAAUGUUAUGUCAGCUUUGUGGAUGUGCCUACUAGACAUAAGUUAAGAGAAUUAAACACAUCACGAUUGGGUACUUUGGCUCGUAUAUCUGGACAAGUGGUGAGAACACAUCCUGUUCAUCCAGAGUUAGUUCUUGGCACAUUUAUUUGUAUGGACUGUAACACAUAUAUUAAAAACGUGGAGCAGCAAUUUAAGUUUACAAAUCCGACAAUUUGUACUAAUCCAGUAUGUAACAACAAACGCCGCUUUCUGUUGGAUAUGGAUAAUUCAGUAUUUAUCGAUUUUCAAAAAGUAAGAAUACAAGAGACACAAGCUGAGCUUCCUAGAGGUUCCAUACCUCGCUCUGUGGAAAUUAUUUUAAGAGCUGAAAUGGUUGAGUUGGUGCAGGCUGGAGAUAGAUACGAUUUCACAGGUACUCUUAUAGUGAUACCAGACGUGGGAGCACUGUCUCUACCAAGCGCUAAGGCAGAAAUUGGUCCACGAAACAGGAAUACAGAACAGAGAGAGGGUGUAAGUGGCCUUAGGGCUCUUGGUGUCAGGGAACUAUCAUAUAAAACAGCAUUUCUGGCUUGCAGUGUUACAGCUACUAGCUUAAGGUUUGGAGGUACAGAUAUGGCAAUGGAGGAGAUCUCACAGGAAAUGAUGAAGAAACAAAUGUCAGAAGCGGAAUGGAAUCGCAUCUACGAGAUGAGUCGCGACAAGAAUCUUUACGAGAAUCUUGUUACCAGUCUGUUUCCCGCGAUACACGGUAAUGACGAAAUUAAGAAGGGAAUCACAUUGAUGUUCUUUGGUGGUGUACCGAAGACUACUGAGGAGGGCACAUCGUUAAGAGGGGACGUCAAUGUCUGCAUCGUCGGUGACCCCAGUACUGCAAAGUCACAAUUUCUGAAAUGUGUGGCCGAUAUCUCACCCAGGGCAGUUUACACGUCUGGAAAAGCGUCGAGCGCAGCUGGUUUAACGGCCGCGGUAGUGCGAGACGAAGAAUCUGCGGACUUUGUCAUAGAAGCUGGAGCGUUGAUGCUCGCGGAUCAUGGUAUCUGUUGCAUCGACGAAUUCGACAAGAUGGAUCCGAAAGAUCAGGUCGCGAUUCACGAAGCUAUGGAGCAACAGACGAUUUCGAUAGCUAAGGCUGGUGUGAGAGCGACUUUAAAUGCUCGAACGUCUAUACUAGCGGCAGCAAAUCCUAUCAAUGGACGGUACGAUAGGAGAAAGUCGUUGCAACAAAAUGUGCAAUUAACUGCACCUAUUAUGUCAAGAUUUGAUUUGUUCUUUGUUGUGUUGGAUGAAUGUAAUGAAAUCGUCGACAAUGCAAUUGCCAAGAGAAUUAUAGAUUUGCAUUGCGAUAAUCUGAAUGAUCUUCAAAUGGUGUACAAGCAAGAAGAGAUUAUUAGAUAUAUCAAUUUUGCCAAACACUUUAAACCGAUUUUAAGUCAGGAAGCUGCCGAUCUUUUAGUCGAAAGUUAUACGGUUCUCAGACAGAGAACCGGAAGCGGAAGCGGCAAGUGGAGAGUUACCGUAAGGCAGUUAGAGAGCAUGGUUCGAUUGUCCGAAGCGUUGGCGAAAUUGGAAUGCGUGGACGAAGUAACAGUGAAACACGUCAGAGAAGCGAAACGAUUGUUACAGAAGAGUAUAAUUACGGUAGAACAGCCGGAUGUAGACCUUGAAGAAGGAAUGGGCGAUGGAAAUUUGGAAAUGGACGUUGACGAACCACCACCACUCAUGGCAGCGUUGAACGCAUUAGGCGAUAAUAAUGAUGCACCACCUCCAGCACCGUCUAACGGAACGCAAGAGCUACCGAAAAAGAAACUAACGAUGUCCUUUGAGGAGUAUAAAAAUCUGUCGAACAUGUUGAUUCUUUACAUGAGAAACGAGGAAAAUCGUGUCGAGAGCGAAGAUGAUAAUAAGGGAGGUAUACGGAAGUCUGAGUUAGUGGCAUGGUAUCUUGAUCAAAUACAAGAUCAACUAGACUCGGAAGAAGAGUUGUUAGAACGGAAAGGUUUCAUUGAAAAGAUUAUUGAUAGAUUGACGUACCACGAUCAAAUUAUAAUACCUCUAACAACAACUGACUUGAGAAGCAGAGAUAAAGAAGAAGAAGAAGAAGAAGCGGAUCCUCUACUCGUUGUUCAUCCCAAUUAUGUUAUGGAUAUUUAAUUAUAUACGCAUUGUGCAUACAUUAUAUUCCGUCAUGAUAUAAUUGCCUUGAUGAAAAAGAGUAUAAUUUACUUUUUCUUGCAGGAAAUUGCAGACUAGAAAUAUUUUUUAUCUUAAUCUAUAGCCGUCAUGUUUUU